This is a messenger RNA of Dioszegia hungarica, 1872 nucleotides long. Its product is annotated as putative heat shock protein sks2. Gene Ontology annotation, molecular function: ATP binding; heat shock protein binding; misfolded protein binding. Bases 1 to 1872 code for a protein of 623 amino acids. The record is from RefSeq and is a predicted model, not a curated record. Lineage: Eukaryota; Fungi; Basidiomycota; Tremellomycetes; Tremellales; Bulleribasidiaceae. The transcript is spliced from 9 exons. Gene Ontology annotation, biological process: cellular response to unfolded protein; protein refolding; vesicle-mediated transport. Gene Ontology annotation, cellular component: cytoplasm; cytosol; nucleus.
AUGUCUGGCGACAACGUUGAAGUCGACGACACCCUCUUCCAGGGGGCCAUCGGUAUCGAUCUCGGAACCACCUACUCGUGUGUCGGUUACUGGGUCAACGACCGAGUUGAGAUCAUCGCCAACGACCAGGGAAACAGGACCACCCCGUCCUACGUUGCCUUCGGUCAGGAUGAGCGUCUCAUUGGUGACGCCGCCAAGAACCAGGCCGCUAUGAACCCCACCAACACCGUUUUCGACGCCAAGCGAUUGAUCGGUCGUCGGUAUGACGAUGCCGAUGUCAAGAAGGACAUCAAGCACUGGCCUUUCACCGUUGUCGACCGUGAUGGUUCCCCCGUUAUCGAGGUCGACUACCAGGGCGAGAAGAAGCAGUUCCAGCCCCAGGAAAUCUCAUCGAUGGUUUUGACGAAGAUGCGUGAGAUCUCGGAGGCCAAGAUUGGCAAGCAGGUCAAGAAGGCCGUCAUCACCGUCCCCGCCUACUUCAACGACUCUCAGCGUCUCGCCACCAAGGACGCCGGAGCCAUUGCCGGCCUUGAGGUCCUCCGUAUCAUCAACGAGCCCACCGCCGCCGCCAUUGCCUACGGUCUUGACGACAAGGCCGCCGAGGCUGGUGAGACCAAGACCAUCCUCAUUUUCGAUCUCGGAGGAGGAACUUUCGACGUCUCCCUCUUGACCAUCCAGGGCAAGGUCUUCUCGGUCAAGGCCACCGCCGGUGACACCCACUUGGGUGGUGAGGACUUUGACAACACCUUGCUCGAGCACUUCAAGGCCGAGUUCAAGCGCAAGUCAAAGCUCGACAUUUCGGAGGACCCCCGUGCCACCCGUCGUCUCAGGUCGGCGUGCGAGCGUGCAAAGAGGACCCUUUCUUCCGUCACCCAGACCACCGUCGAGGUCGACUCUCUCUUCCAGGGCGAGGACUUCUCUGCCAACAUCACCCGUGCCCGUUUCGAGGAGAUCAACGCUGCCGCCUUCAAGUCGACCAUUGAGCCCGUCGAGAAGGUGCUCAAGGACUCGAAGAUCCCGGCCGGCAAGGUCGACGAGAUUGUCCUUGUCGGUGGUUCCACCCGUAUCCCCAAGAUCCAGUCCUUGGUCUCGGAAUUCUUCGGCGGUCGUCAGCUCAACAAGUCGAUCAACCCCGACGAGGCCGUCGCCUACGGUGCCGCCGUCCAGGCUGCCGUCCUUACCGGCCAGGCGUCCGACAAGACCGCCGACCUCCUCCUCCUCGACGUUGCCCCCCUCUCCCUCGGUGUCGCCAUGCAGGGUGACAUUUUCGGUGUCGUCCUCCCCCGUAACACCCCCAUCCCUUCCAACAAGUCGCGAGUCUUCACCACCGUGGAGGACAACCAGACCACCGUCAUGUUCCCCGUCUACGAGGGUGAGCGGACACAGUGCAAGGACAACCGGCUUCUCGGCGAGUUUGAGCUCUCGGGUAUCCCACCCAUGCCCCGUGGCCAGGCCGAGCUCCUGUGUACCUUUGAGGUUGACGCCAACGGUCUCCUCAAGGUCUCAGCGAUGGACAAGGCUUCCGGCCGCAAGGCCCAGAUCUCGAUCCAGAACUCUGUCGGUCGUCUGUCAUCCGAGGAGAUCCAGGCUAUGAUCAAGGACGCCGAGCAGUUCAAGAAUGCCGACAAGGACUACUCUGCCAAGCACGAGGCCAAGUCGGACCUCGAGUCAUACCUCCACACUUGCGAACAGACCAUCUCGGCCCCUGAAAUGGGCGCCAAGAUCAAGCGGGGAGCACGCGGAGCCGUCGAGGCUGAGAUCGCCAAGGCGCUCGAGAAGCUCGAGCAGGAGGACGUUACCGCCGAUGAGCUCAAGAAGGCGCACUUGGGUGUCAAGAGGGCUAUGCAAAAGGCGAUGGCUUCGGCCCGUUAA